GGGCGAGGGAGGAGGAGAAGGUGUGCACGCUGACAAAAUGGACUGCGCACUUCCGCCACGGGCUUUUCGUAUCGACCGAUUUGAAAUCCUCCUCGUCCGAGUGAUGCCCGACGCAGGUGUUUCAGCCGCGCGGUAGCGGCUCUUUUGCCAGAGGAGAGCGGGUGCCACGCAUCGCGGUGGUUUCGCCUUUUCACGCAGAUGUCCAGCCUCUUCCUCCUGUAAUCCAACGGCGUCACAUACAGCCGAGAAGCGCUUCAGCGCUCCAGAUACAGUGUCUUUGGGUGAAUGCCGCAGCCUACGGGAUUGGGACCAGCACCGGAGGCCAGCAUGCCCGGAUCAGGGGACGCUUUUAUAACGCGUGCAAAUCACAUUUCUUAAAUUUUGGCACUUCACGUCAACUUAAAGACUCGGCCAUGGGUGAUGAGAGCAGCCUGUCGCGGCAGAUCGAGAGUGUGGAGAGGAGCGUGGUGUUCCUCAGGCAGGAGCACCUCACCUUGCUCCAUGGUCUCCACCUGGAGAUCCUCUCCCUGCAGAAACGAUGCUCAGAGUUGACAAGUGAGCUGAAGGUAAACCCUGCAGGCAGAAGCCAAAUAGAGUUACAGGAGGAAGAGGAGCUCCUGGAGGGCCACUGUCAGGAGGUGGAGAACCGCCUGGCAGAGCAAGAGUGUACCUUAGGAGAGCUUCGUAAGGAGCUGAGUCACAAAGGGGCUUUGGUGGGAGCCCUCAGAGCCAAUCUCAAAGAAAAGGAGCGGCAUUUCCUGGAGGAGCUCAAACGCCGCAGCCACUGUUCAACCAUCCUCAACACGGAGCUGCAGAAACAAACAGAGGCAGCAGCAUACCUUUCCUUCCAGCUGCACGCGGCCAGGCAGAAAGUGCACCACCAGCGGCUGCAGCAGAGGCAGGGACUCCUCGCCAGGGCCAACAGUCAGGGGACCCAGUACAGUGCCGAGCAGAACUCAGUUUCUCCGCAGAUGCCAUCAGGAGCCUCCCCUUCCUCUCCUGUGGUCAAACCCAAGCGUAAGAGCGCUAGGGCAUCUUUGAGAGUGGAGAGAGCUCGGGAGUGUGUGCCCAUUGAGAGAGUGAUGGGCCCUGCAGAGCCCACAGCCAUGCCGGACCCUGCACUCUUCCUCCACCCUAGACGGCACAGAGCUCGCUUCAGGCACACUGUGGCACAAAGACAGCCUCCAGUAGGCCUGGAGAAGGAGGAUGAGGAGGAAGGAAGUGGGGAAGGACCGGUGGAGCCCCAGGAUGAAGCGACCAGACUGGUGUCUUCAGCUGCAGUGCCCCCUGCUGCUGAGACGAAGGCAGAUUAGCAACUAUUGUGACCUCUGCUUUCAACUACAGUGUGGUCACUGGUCGAUUAUCUUCUGUCAGACUGUUGAUGCUGUUAACUGUUGAUCUGCACCUUGACUGAAUUGAUAUUGAGACUUGUUUUAGCUAUUGAAUUAUAUUACACAUACCGCAGAAACUUUUUUUAAAUUGACUUUGAUAUAACCUUGCAAAGCGAAACUCAGUGAGUGUCACUUUAAAUCAGUCUUAAAUUAGAAUGAUCUUGUUUACACUGGUGACACAUGCUCUAUAUACUGUGGGGCCAUAUUUCAAAUCAACCCCUUUUAGAUUUAUGUUGAAAGUAUGGUAGCAGCCAUUUUAGGUGUACUACAAGCCAAGCUGUGUGGCCCAGCCAACUGUGACCUAAGGCCAACCAUAAAUCACUCCAUGUGGCCAAAUGUUUGUGUGGCCAGCAGAAAAUAUCUGAAGUGGUGGACAC
Molecule: messenger RNA, 1768 nt
Organism: Xiphias gladius (swordfish)
Lineage: Eukaryota; Metazoa; Chordata; Actinopteri; Istiophoriformes; Xiphiidae
Product: coiled-coil domain-containing protein 92
Exons: 4
Coding region: 414-1313 (299 amino acids)
Source: RefSeq, a predicted model, not a curated record